AUGCUGCUCAAAACAACCAUCCAUUUUGCUCUCAGCAUUUUUGCUGCAUAUACCUCUGCAUUUCCAGCUGAGGAAGAGCCUGGUGUUACCAUCGACAGCAAUCGGUUAGUUAAUUCGACCAUGGUCCCUCAGCUGGACGCAUUGUUCCACCAAAUAGCAGCAAAGUACAAUGCCACGGAAGGUACUGCAAGCAAGAACGGCGCAUUGUUGCGAGCCCAGAUUCUGUCUACCACCUCUUCAGCUAACCUUGUCAAGUAUGCAAAUUAUGCUGCUGCCGCCUAUAAUGUGAACAGCAGCUUGUGGACAUGCGCGAUAGCUUGCCAAACAACAGCAACCGCUGGCACAGUUAUUUAUUACCGCUGGGAGAAUGUGGUCAAAGCCAGCAUAGGAUACGUCGCAUAUAACGACAACAACAAGGAGAUCGUUGUUGGGUACCGCGGCAGCCACUCGUUCUUUGACUUGAUGACGAAUCUAAAUUUCGCCAAGUCUAGAUGGCCAUCGAAUGUGUCCGGCUCCGAGGUGCAUACAGGGUUCAUAAAGGCCUACCAAGCGACCGCAUCUGCCGUAAAUAACGCAACCCUGACUCUGGCAAACAGGUACCCAGCAUACAACAUCGUGUUUACCGGUCAUUCGCUCGGUAGCUCGCUGGCUGCCAUCAAUGCUGCCGAUUUCGCCACAAAGUACCCAGCUCUGAUCAGUCGAAUCCACCUAUACACAUACGGCCAGCCACGUACUGGCAACCGCGCCUUUGCCAGCUGGGUCCAAGACAAGGGGUUCUCGAUAUAUCGUGUUGUGUUCCAUCGCGACUUGGUUCCCCAGCUCCCAUUUACUAUAUUCGAUUACUGGCAUCACAGUCAAGAGGUCUGGUACAAGCCCUCAGACGGCAUUGUAUUCUGUGGCGCUAAUGGCGAGAACCCUGAUUGCGAGUAUGGAGUAUUUGGGCUAUCCUUGACAUCCAAUGAUCAUGAUGGAUACCCUGGAAUCGCACACUAGGACCAAGUCUGUAUACUUUGGAUAUAGUUCAAUACUGUUGACAUUGGAGUGCCGAACCACUCCUGCGCUACCAUUCCAGCGACUAAACCACAUGGAAUCAGGCCUCAGACCGACCGGAUCUUUCCCCUUUCCCUUCAGUAAAUACCGUUUUAUCCUUUAUUAGCUCACAUACACAGUCGU
Messenger RNA from Linderina pennispora, 1173 nucleotides. Its product is annotated as alpha/beta-hydrolase. NCBI's taxonomy places the organism in Eukaryota, Fungi, Kickxellomycota, Kickxellomycetes, Kickxellales, Kickxellaceae. The coding region runs from base 1 to 993 and encodes 330 amino acids. The record is from RefSeq and is a predicted model, not a curated record. The transcript has a single exon. Gene Ontology annotation, biological process: lipid metabolic process.